This is a messenger RNA of Daphnia pulex (common water flea), 6870 nucleotides long. RefSeq lists its product as uncharacterized. NCBI's taxonomy places the organism in Eukaryota, Metazoa, Arthropoda, Branchiopoda, Diplostraca, Daphniidae. The record is from RefSeq and is a predicted model, not a curated record. The transcript is spliced from 18 exons. The coding region runs from base 2982 to 4904 and encodes 640 amino acids. Gene Ontology annotation, molecular function: acyltransferase activity, transferring groups other than amino-acyl groups.
GCUACGUACUCUAUAUAAAAUCAACCCUUUUGAUUAUAUUACCUAUUUGUUUUUAAUUAUCAGGAUCUUUACCGAGGACGUGGGAUUUGCCUUCCAGAUCGAUGUAGCCGUAACGUCCUGUGACAAACGUAAAGAACUUGGCGAUGGAGCAGCAACGACGUCCAGAUGAAAAAGACCACAUGUUGACAUUAGCAACGAGAAAAUGCUUGUUUCGUUUGUUGUCGUUUCUUGACAGUCAACUGCCGGAUUUUUCUGCGAUUCAUUCCUUUGUGCAUGCGGCUCUAAUUACAGCCAAUCCAUCUUAUCAAGUUUACUUUCGGCAGCAGCGAUUUUCGACUACACCGUCGACCGAUUUGGAAGAGGAUGACUAUUCCCUUAUAAUCGGAAUUAGACUAGAACAUUUUAUGGAUGCUAAUCAGCAAUUGAAGAAAUUUUGGAAUUUGACUCCAUGGACAUUGGAUGAUGAAAAGCACGAAAGGGAAAUGGCCAGCGCUUUUGAGGAACUUGAUAUGAUCGACUGGAACUCGGAUAUUUUUGCCAUGCGCUACAGGCAUCAUACUCCGCCCCCUGCUGUAACGAAUUUUCUUAUCGAGAAACAAGGACCAGGAUUAGAAAACAAACGCAAUUACCCAUGCAAUCAAUAUUAUUUGCCUAAGGAGGAUGCCUUGAGUAUUAAAACCGGUGAAAUAGACGGCGUCUACGUCAAGAGCCUAGAACGAUGUAAUGCACAGACGGUUUAUGAUCAUUGGCCUUACAGAGGACAUGCAACUAUAGACAAUGUUUCCGACGAAAUUGAGCAACUACCUUCGGCUGGCGUCUUUUUGAAAGAGAACGACCAACUGGUGUCGUGGAUAACUUGCCAUCCACCCAACGGAAUGAGUCGACUUCACACGCUGGGGGAACACCGUCAUCGAGGAUAUGCAGGUCUCGUAACCAAGUAUCUUUCAAAGCGAGUUGCCCAGUCCGGUUUGGUUCCAUUUGUCAACAUCGUUGUUGAAAACGAAGCGUCACACAAGUUUUUCGAGAGUGUGGGAUUCAAACUGCUCAGCCCUAUCCACAUUAGGAUAACAUCUCACGAUUCCUAACGACAUUAUUCCAGCUGUACUUCAUAGUUUUACGAAAUAAAAAUGAGAAACUGGAAAGAUAUUUCCUUCCUUUAGCCAAGUUCUCCUUCCGGCGAGCUCCAGUUCUCAGAAUGGUAAUAACGACCCCUGCUCUAAAGUUCAUUUCUCAAUGUCCGCUAUACGUUUAGGCACAGCUGUCUACCAGAGCUUUCGACUAGUGGUGGAGGGAUCAAUAUCUCACAUCUGGAGCAAAGUGUUUUAUGCGUUUCUGUCAGUCGGUCACUUCUUUAGUGGUCGUAAAGUGAGGAAUUCAGUUAAAAGUUUAAUCGAUGGAGAAGAAAUCAAAUCCUCUGGAAGGCGAUCAGUUGCAGUUGGCAAACAGAAAAUGUUUGCUUCAAUUGCUGUCGUUUCUUGACAGCAAACUGCCAGAGUCUUGUGCGGUUCAUUCGCUGGUGAAUGCGGCAGUUUCAACAGAAAAUCCUGCAUAUCGCGUCUAUUUUCGACGACAACAUGUUUCAACCACCUCGACGUCUUUGGAGGACGAAUUUUCUUUAGUUGUCGCGAUUGGGAUGGAGCGUUUUAUCAACUCGAGACAAGAAACCAAGAAAAGCUGGUUUUUGUCUGCGUGGACUAACGAGGAUGACGGAAUGCUAGCGGAUGCUUAUGAGGCCAUUGAUAUAAUAGACUGGAGCUUAGAUAUUGUUGUCAUGCACCAUAAGAACCAUGCACCACACCCUACAAUUAGUCAUUUUAUUGCUAGUAAACAAACAAUGGGUCAUUGUUAUCCGUGUGAUCAGUACGUUUUAUCUAGGAAGAACGCCGUACAUCUCCACAUCAGGGAAAUGGACGGAGUUUACGUUAAAAGCUUGGAACGUUGUCACGCCCAAACUGUUUAUGAUUACUGGCCCUACAACGAAGGCACCACAGUGGAGAAUGUUGCCAAGGAAAUCGAAGAGCUUCCUUCGGCUGGAGUGUUUUUGACAGACAACGAUAAACUGGUGUCUUGGAUGAUGAGCCAUCCGCCCAAUGGAAUGAGUCGACUUCACACGUUACAAGAAUACCGCCGGCAAGGAUACGCAGCUCUGGUAACUCGGUUCCUUUCUAAACGAGUAGCGCAGUGUGGAUUCGUUCCGUUUGUCAAUGUCGAUACAGAAAACGUAGUUUCGCGAACGUUUUUUGAAAAUAUGACAUUCAAAUUGUUUCGGCCUGUUCACGUUGGAGUUACAGAACCAAGUCAAAUACUCUGAACUUGAAAUCCUCAAAUUUUUUAACCUUACCAUUUUUAGCUAUUUAAUUAUUAUGCGCUCAGAUUUUUUUCCUGUGAUUUUCUGUGGAACUGGUUAUUGGAUAGCUUGGACUUCUUGGUUACCAUGAUCCUUCCAAAAAUGUCAAUGUUGUUUUUAAAUUUUAUUCUAGAGAUGAGCGCCAAGACGUACGGUUUUGUGCCACGUAGGUCUUAUAAAAUGUCGUACGAAAUUUUUACAAUUUUCUAAGAAGAUAGGGUCAUAGAUUAGAUGGAAUUUAACCUGUAUAAACAUAAAUUUCUUGGUAAAAAAAAUACUGAUAACAUUUUCAUAAUAAAAUUUAAGCGUUCUCAACAUUUUCGUGAACUGGCAACAGAAUGGGCGGUCCAAGGUCCUUCCCGUCUCGCCCCACUGGUUUUAUCACUCCCGUUAUUGUGUAUAAGUAUAACAAGCCAAAGGUCGAUUCUCAAGUUUGGUUUUAACUUGUUUUUUAAAGAAAGAUACAACAAGAAUCUUAUCAGGGAGCAAUGCUCUUUAAUCUCCAUGUGAAUUAUUUAAAAAAGUAAUCCUACUGUAGGGAAUUUUGUGUAGACUUGUUGUGUUUAGUUUUUCGGUCACUAGACUCUUGAUUCUGAGAAAGAAAGGAAAUACAUUCCGUUCCUGCUGUUAAAAUAUGGAGCAGCAAAGUCAGGCGAAAAACGACGACGGAUUUUUGACGUUGGCAACUAGAAAAUGUUUGUUUCGUUUGUUAUCUUUUCUGGACAGCCGACUACCGGAAUACUCUGCGAUUCAUUCCUUCGUAUGUGCAGCGCUCUUAACAGCAAAUCCGUCCUCCCAUGUUUAUUUCAGAAAAACUUCGAGUGCGUCUGGAGAUGAGGAAAACUACUCGCUAAUCAUCGGACUUGGUGUCGAAUGUUUUGUCCAACCCAAUCAGCAAACUAAAAAAUGCUGGACUGUUACUGCGUGGACUGACGAUGACGAGAAGCUGGCCAGUGCUUACGAGGCCAUUAAUAUAAUAGACUGGAAUACGGAUGCUGUUAUCAUGCACUAUAAAUUCCACGCGCCACAUCCAGCCAUUGAUAAUUUAGUCAAAAAUAAACACGGAGAAGGAAAGGAUAACAAAUUUUGUUAUCCAGGCGACCAGUAUUUUAUGCCUGUGAAGGACGCAUUAAAUUUCCAAAUAAGCGAAAUAGAUGGUGUCUACGUCAAGAGCUUGGAACGAUGCCACGCACAAAUAGUUUACGACUAUUGGCCCUACAGAGAAAGUACCACGGUCGAAAAUAUAACCAAGGAAAUCGAGCUGCUACCUUCGGCUGGCGUCUUUCUGAAAGGGAACGACCAACUUGUAUCGUGGAUGAUGUGCCAUCCGCCCAAUGGAAUGAGUAGACUCCACACGUUGGAAGAACACCGCCGUCGAGGAUAUGCAGUACUGGUGACGCAAUAUCUGUCAAAACGGGUGGCCCAGUGUGGCUUUGUCCCGUUUGCCAACAUCGUUAUCGAAAACACUGCCUCGUACAAAUUUUUUGAAAGUAUGAAAUUCAAACAUCUCCGUCCAAUACACGUACAGUAUAGUAGAGCAUUGUUACAACAAGUUUUUCACCACCGCGUUCAGCUAUCGCUUUGGCGAAUGCAUUCAUUUUCUGGAGGAAACUUGGCGAUGGAGCAGCAACGACGUCCAGAUGAAAAGGACCAAAUGUUGACGUUAGCAACGAGAAAAUGCUUGUUUCGUUUGUUGUCGUUCCUUGACAGUCGACUACCGGAUUCUUCUGCGAUUCAUUCCUUUGUGCAUGCGGCUCUAAUUACAGCCAAUCCAUCUUAUCAAGUUUACUUUCGGCAGCAGCGAUUUUCGACUACCUCGCCGACCGAUUUGGAAGAGGAUGACUAUUCCCUUAUAAUCGGAAUUAGACUAGAACAUUGUAUGGAUGCCAAUCAGCAAUUGAAGAAAUUUUGGAAUUUAACUGCAUGGACAUUGGAUAAUGAAAAACACGAAAGGGAAAUGGCCAGCGCUUUUGAGGAGCUUAAUAUGAUCGACUGGAACUUGGAUGUUUUUACAAUGCGCUACAAGCAUCAUACUCCGCCUCCCGCCAUAAUGAAUUUUCUUAUCGAGAAACAAGGACCAGGAUUAGAAAACAAACGCAAUAUCCCAUGCAAUCAAUAUUAUUUGCCUAAGGAGGAUGCCCUAAGUAAUAUCAAGGAAAUAGAAGGCGUCUACGUCAAGAGUCUGGAACGAUGUCAUGCACAGACAGUUUAUGAUCAUUGGCCUUACAAAGGGCAUACAACUCUAGAAUAUGUUUCAGAGGAAAUUGAGCAGCUUCCUUCGGCUGGCGUCUUUUUUAAAGGGAGCGACCAACUGGUGUCGUUGAUGAUGUGCUCUCCACCCAACGGAAUGAGUCGAAUUUACACGCUGGAAGAAUACCGUCAUCGAGGAUAUGCAGCUCUCGUAACCAAGUAUCUUUCAAAGCGAGUUGCCCAGUCUGGUUUGGUUCCAUUUGUCAACAUCCAUAUUGAAAACCAAGCGUCGCACAAGUUUUUCGAGAGUGUGGGAUUCAAACUGCUUGGCCCUAUUCACCUUAGGGUGACAUUUCACGAUUCCUAACGAAAUUGGCGCUGGGGUUUGUUACUGUGGUGGGGUUUGGGUCUAAAAGUAAUUACCUGCGGGUUUCGUGCCAAUUUUUACUUUUUCUUGAGAAUGGGUGGGCUAAGUGAAACUUGUUGAGACGAGUUUUUUUUAUCCCGUCCACUGGCCCCACCCCCUAAAUGAUGGGUAGUCAAAGUGUCGUCCGCUUUGGUUUCGUUCCAGUCGUUAAGUUUCAGAAUUAAAAAAGAACUUGUAACUAAAAAGUUUUAUUACUGCUAGUAAAUCUUUUUUAAUAGCAAUUUUGAAGUCAAUACCCUAUUUCCAGCUGUACUUAAUAGUUUACCAAAAUAAAAUUGGUGGAUUUAAUUUAAUUACCUCGGCUAUUUUGUGUGACACUGCCAAAAGGCAUGAUUUUUUUUAAGUUUUAGGACUUAGGAGUUCAGUACCCUCGGAAGAUUACACGUUUAAGCUAUAUAGCGCUUGCAUCAUGAUGCCUGAUAAUUUUAAUAGUGAUCCAUAGUUCAUUUUACUGUUUACUUAGGCCGCUAUUUCGUGAGCGCUAAAAAAAGGCGAUGAUACAACUUGAUCUUCACUCCCCUGUGGUCCCCAAAGCAGGCCAAAGCUGCACGUAAACGUUGACUCUCUGGUGGACUUUCGUUUGAGAUUAUCUUGUAGUCAUGGAGAAGAAAAUUGAACAUCCACGCGAUGACAAGAAGGUUCAAUUAGCAUCCAGAAAAUGCUUGUUCCGUUUAUUGUCUUUUCUGGACCGAAAACUUCCGGAGACUUGUGCUGUAAUUUAAUCGCAUUUUAACUUGCCUAUGUCUAUUCUGAGUUAUUACGAAAUAUUUUAAACUUUUAUUCAGAUUUACGAAAUAUUUUAACUUUUAUUCAGAUUCAUUCGUUCGUAGGUGCAGCUCUAUCAACGGCCAAUCCAUCUUAUCUCGUCUAUUUUAGACGGCAAGAUAUGACUAAUACCGCAUACAUUUCUUCGGAAGACGAAGAAGACUACUCCGUAAUUGUCGGAGUUGCGAAAGAAAACUAUUUAGGAUCCAAUGAAGAAAUUAAGGUAAGGAAAAAUUAUUGUUCCGUAUUGUACAAAACCGACUGUUUCAGAAAAGUUGUUUAAAAUUUGUAUUUGUUUGUAAUUAUAUUAUUUUCACUAAAUAUUACAGAAAUGCUGGACUAUGACCGCAUGGACCGAUAGUGAUGAAAAUCUGGCCGGAGCAUACGAAGCCAUUGAUGAGAUCGACUGGAGGGACGAUGUUAUUGUCAUCCACUAUAAGCAUCACACACUUCACCAAGGACUUGAAAAUUUUCUAGAUAGAGAAAGAGUACAAGGCCAUUGCUAUCCGUGUGAUCAAUAUGUUUUACCAACGAAAGAUGCCUUCAAUCUUCAAAUUGGUGAGAUUCACGGAGUUUACGUUAAAAGCUUGGAACGCUGUCAUGCCCAAUUGGUUUACGAUCAGUGGCCGUACAGAGCGGGCAGCACGGUUGAGAAUGUUGCCAAAGAAAUUGAAGAGCUUCCUUCGGCUGGAGUGUUUUUGAAAGACAACGAUAAACUGGUGUCGUGGAUGAUGUACCAUCUGCCUAACGGAAUGAGUCGACUUCACACGUUACAAGAAUACCGCCGACGAGGAUAUGCAGCACUGGUGACGCAAUAUCUUUCGAAACGAGUAGCGCAGUGUGGAUUUGUUCCCUUUGUCAACGUUCAUCUUGAAAAUAUUGCUUCUUAUACGCUUUUUACUUCGACGAUGGGAUUCCGGAGGCUCUGCUAUGGUCACUGUUAUGUUACAUCUAACUAUCCUUCUUAAUCGCCCAGAUUUAAAUGUAUGUGCAUAGACGACUGAAAGUUUUGAACUUGUGUUCUUCCACUUAAGCGCCAGCAUAAAAUUAAUGGUAGGCCUUUACAGAAAAGGCGCUGUUUGCUGUAAUUGUACGAGAUGUGAAUUUAAAGGGAAAAAAACCGGUUCAAUGUUUGUGUAAA